This is a messenger RNA of Zerene cesonia (dogface butterfly), 1098 nucleotides long. RefSeq lists its product as uncharacterized. NCBI's taxonomy places the organism in Eukaryota, Metazoa, Arthropoda, Insecta, Lepidoptera, Pieridae. Bases 1 to 1098 code for a protein of 365 amino acids. The transcript has 3 exons. The record is from RefSeq and is a predicted model, not a curated record.
AUGCAAGUCGAAGAAAACAGUGUCUUUGAAGUGUUUCAAGUGGAUCGUCAAAUUCAUAACUGUGUGGAAGAAGGCACACUUUACCCAGAUGUUAAAAAGUCUAUUGGUAAAAUAAUCAAAAAUGAAGGUUAUUUGACAUUUAAGAUACAUGUAGAAGCUUUAACGGCCGAUGGCGGGAAUUUCUUGGGAAAAUUGUUUCUAGUCAAAGUUACUGGUAGAACAGAUGCUGGUGAACAAGAGACUCAUAUAUUUAUAAAGCAAGCACUGAGUGAAGUAGCGUUCCAAACGCACAUGUCCAUGAGUGAAGCGUAUUUGCGGGAAGUGUUCUUUUAUACGGAACUAAAUGCACUGUACAAAAAAAUGCAGACCGACGCAAACAUCGAAACGCAUGAAAUGUUAAAAACGGUUAAAUGUUACGAUGAAUCAAGUACGGAUGCUAUUAUUUUGGAAAAUCUAAAAGUGAAGGGAUUCAAUGUUUUGUUCCGCAUGGACGUGAUGUCUUUAAAAUUCGCCGAAGCUGCCAUCAAAGAGCUGGCGAAGUUUCAUGCACUCUCUUUUGUCGUGCAGAAGAAAAUUCCUGACUAUUUCAAUAGUAAAUUAAAAGCUUUUAAACCAGUGCUUCAAUUUAACGAAUAUUUUGAGCAAUUCACUAGUAAAAGUGUUAAAUUAGCUAUAGAAAGAUUAGAUGAACCUGUAAAAGAAAAAAUUACAAACAACUAUUCCGAUUUAUUUUCCAAAUUCGCGCAAUACACCUCAGACACAAAUUUGUCUGUGAACUGCUUGUGUCACGGAGACUUUAGAGCGAAUAAUAUAUUAAUGAGAGAAAACGAUGAUGCUACAGUGGAAGUCAUCCCAAUUGACUACCAACUUAUAUUCUACGGCUCACCUAUCACAGACUUGAUAUAUCUUUUAUAUACAGGAACAGACAGAACAUUCAGAACAAAUCACGAAAACGAUUUGAAGGAGUUAUAUUUCCAGAAUGACAUUCCCGAUUUUGAACAUUUGGCACCCAAUGAGGUAGAUUUGAAGAUCGAUGAACGAUACUUCCCCAGGAUUGCUGAGAUUUGCGAUGAGUUUGAGCAUUUGCUACAAUUUUAG